Calidris pugnax (ruff) is the source of this 3509-nucleotide messenger RNA. RefSeq names its product proline rich Gla (G-carboxyglutamic acid) 3 (transmembrane) (gene PRRG3). The record is from RefSeq and is a predicted model, not a curated record. Gene Ontology annotation, molecular function: calcium ion binding. The transcript is spliced from 5 exons. Gene Ontology annotation, cellular component: extracellular region. Bases 1123 to 1716 code for a protein of 197 amino acids. Lineage: Eukaryota; Metazoa; Chordata; Aves; Charadriiformes; Scolopacidae.
AGGUAGGCAGGAGCACCCCCGUAGCCGAGUGAGGCAGCAUGGCAAGUAAGUGUUCCACAGUCCAGACGGAGAGGUGGUGGAGGUGGUGCUGCAGAAAGGGGAUGUUUGGCAGCCACCUCUCAAGGAAGGGGUGCCUGUGCUUUUUGGGGGGGUGUUAUUCUCUGUGGGGAGCAGAUGCCUUUGGCCAUUAUCCCUGGAUGAGCUCUGAGGUCUGGCCUGACUUGUGCUUCUCUCUCCCCUGUGCGAGGUGGGAGUGGAGAGGAGAUGCUGAAGGGCUGGCCUCUCCGGGACUCCCCGGACGCUGCAGCAUAUUCUCUAUUUCCCUGAUGCUUGCUGUGCAAGGUGGGCUUCCCUGAGGGCUAAUGGCCCCUCGGCAGGGUUGCUGGUCUGCGCUGACUUCUCCUAGCAACAGUGCUCCUCAUGGCCCACGACGGGCAUCCCACGAGCUGCCCAUCCCGGGGGCCAGAGUGCCUUGUGUGGCCGGUGGCACCGGGGCUCUGCAUUCCCAGCGGAUGGGCAGCUGCCUGAGUUGGUCCUGCUGGGAUCUGGCUGCGUCCUGGCAUGGAGAGCCGGGCUGAGACUGGCAAGGGUGCAGGGUGGAGGAUGGCGUGUGGUCUGUAAAGAGCUGGACUCAACCCCCCUCCUCCUCGCUCUUCCGGGCAGCCUGCGCGGAGGCUGCGUGCGGCCGUGCGGUGGGAGCUCAAGGAGAGAUGUAGAGAUCUGGCUGGGAUCUCGGGAUGUGCUUGGGCUGUCACCAGAGCCAGCUAUGAAGGUGGAGGCAGCAGCCACGCUGGGCAGGAGGAAGACCCCCCCCGAGGUGACAGUGGCCAGCUCAGCACAGCAAAGCAGGGAAGGGCUCAAGUGACUGGUGUCUGCAGGGAUGGAAAACCCUCACGGUGAGAUCUGUGGCCAAGCUUGUUGCUCCAAGGCACGAGGAGGAAGCUGGAAGGAGGCUGAGAUGCAAGUGCUGAGGAAGGGGAGAGUUGAUACCCCAGCCUGAUCAAGGCGGGAGGCAAAGGAGUGUUCUUGGGGGCCAGGAAUGCCCACUCCAUCCUGAAGCGCUUCCCCCGAGCCAACGGCUUCCUGGAGGAGAUCCGGCAGGGCACCAUCGAGCGGGAGUGCAUGGAGGAGGUCUGCAGCUAUGAGGAGGUCAAGGAAGUCUUCGAGAACAAGGAGCAGACGAUGGAGUUUUGGAAGGGCUACACCAACUCUGUCUACUCUGUCAAGGACCCCGGGCACAACACGGAGCGCUCAGACGCUAUGUACGUGGUGGUGCCCCUCUUGGGGGUGGCUCUUCUGAUAGUCAUCGCCCUCUUCAUCAUCUGGAGGUGCCAGCUUCAAAAGGCCACCCGCCACCGCCCUUCCUAUGCCCAGAACCGAUACCUGGCCAGCAGAACGGGACGCAGCCUCCCCAGGGUCAUGGUGUACCGGGAGCGGUCGCAAAGCCAAGGAGAAACCCAGUAUCAGCGAGAAGCCAGCAACCGGGUGGCUGGAGAUGGCAGAGCUGGGGGCACCCCCCAGCAAGAUGGCACCCUCUGCCCUCCGGAGCAUUCCGUCUCCGUCCUCUCCAGACUGUCCAGUGCCACCCCUCCACCUUCCUACGAGGAGGUGACGGGCCACCCGGAGAGCAGCAGCAGUGGGGAGGAGACCAGCGUCUCCUACAACGACCCACCACCCAAAUACGAAGAGAUCGUGGCCGCUGCCCCUGCAAAAUAAGGGGUCUGCCUCCCUCCUGCCUCUUCACACACUCACACUCACCCACUCACCCACCCUCCGCCGUGCCCGGGACCCCCUUUCCAGGUGCCACCCCAUCUCACCUGUACAAGCUGGUGCCAUCACACGAUAGCCUUACCCUCCUAACCAAAAAAAAAAUCGCCGUCUGUCCUCCACCCCAGUGGGGGGUGAGGCUGGGGCUUGUGGGGGUGGCUUCUGGAGCCAGGCAGCCUUCUCCUGCCCCAACUUGCUCCCCAGCUCCUGUAAGUGCUGUAGCAGCCGGAGCAGAGUGGGCAGCUCCUUCCUGGCUCGAUGCGGGGGUCUCCCCACGGUGCAUUUGAUUUUCUCACCUCCCCCAUCACAUUUCCCAUGGUUGAAACCAGCCUCGCUGCCUCCCUGGGGUGCUGCUCAGCCUUACCCCCCCUCUCCUCGCUGGGCCCCCUUUUUUGCUGCUCGGGACCCCACUUAGGAGCUGGGGAUGUAAGAAGGGGUGUGGUGAGUUUCUGUCCCUCUCCACAGUGGGUGUCCGUGCUCUGUUUGGGGAGAAACUGCCCCCCUUGUGUGGGUCUGCUGCCCCAGUGGUGGGAGUGGGGAGCCCGCUCCGGCCUGCGGUGCCUGUAGCAAUAUUCGCUGUCUGGAGAUCAGGGAGGACCAGUCAGGGAGGUGUUCUCUGAUCUCCUAGAUCCCUUUGGAAAGGGGGAAAGGCUCGUGUGUACAUGAGGUAAGUGACUUUGGAGCAGCAGGUCCUUUUCCUGAUAACUCUCUGCUUCCCCACUAUGGGGUGCCGGGCAGUUGGAGGGCUGGCUGUGGUGGAGCUGGUCGAUGGGGUCAUCUCUGACCUCGAGGUGGUGGUCCCAUGGCUUUAAGCAGUGGGGAUGCUCCUCUUUCCUGGAGCGUGGCCUGGCUGGUGUCUGCCCCAGAGGUGGGCUGCAGAUGGGCCAAAUGUCCCCUGUGCUGACCCCAAGCCUUUUUGUCCUGCCUGGCCUCUCUCUUUGGGGCUGUUUGUCCUCCAGAGCAGGUAAAGGGGAAUGGGAGACCCCACUCUCCUGCAGAGUGCGUGGUGGCCAUGGCCAUGGCGUGGAGGGCCUGCUGACAGAGGUGAGAGCUGACUGACCAUGCCAUGAUGUGGUGAUGCUGGUGGGUCAGAAGCAGGACCAAACCCUGUUGCACCUGACCACCGGGUGGUUGUGGUGCCAGGGCACGGCAGAACAAGGUGCUUUGCUGUGGGACCAGAGCGUCCCCUUUUCCUGGGUAGCUGCUUUUGGGGUCCAAGCAAUGGGGCUGUCCUUUCCCACUCAUGUCUGAUGGGUUACAAAGGGGGGUUUGUGCUCACCAACCCCCCCCAGGAGUAGCCCAGAAACUCCCAGCACUGCCACCCUUUGGUGUUCACCCCAGCACCAGUCUCUCCACCAGCACUGAAAGGCUAUUGUACGUCCAUGGGCUGCCUGAACCCUGCUCUGCCCCAGCGAUGCUCUCGCAGAAGGUGUCCUCAGCCCACAGCUGAGGCUCGUCCCCGUUCCUGGGGCAGGACAUGUGGGGUUGGCAGCUGCUGGCACCUUGUCUGUCCCCUCCCAGGCCUUUAUUCUGCCUUUCAGCCUUAGCAAAUCGGGGUUAGGGGAAGGACCUGACAGCGAGCAUCGGGGUCAGAGCCUGGAAUAAAACGGAGGGAGACAGAAGGGCUCUGUGUGUCCUCUGUCUUUGAUGCUCGGUCAUUAUCCCUGCAGUUUGUAUUCUGUAAAACUUGGUAUAUUUCUGUGCAAAAAAAAAAAACCAACAAAAAAAAGGUAUUUAUUAAA